This is a messenger RNA of Esox lucius (northern pike), 3236 nucleotides long. RefSeq names its product male germ cell-associated kinase (gene mak). Gene Ontology annotation, molecular function: ATP binding; protein serine/threonine kinase activity. Gene Ontology annotation, biological process: protein phosphorylation; intracellular signal transduction; intraciliary transport. The coding region runs from base 484 to 2559 and encodes 691 amino acids. NCBI's taxonomy places the organism in Eukaryota, Metazoa, Chordata, Actinopteri, Esociformes, Esocidae. The transcript has 17 exons. The record is from RefSeq and is a predicted model, not a curated record. Gene Ontology annotation, cellular component: nucleus; cilium; cytoplasm.
UCACGCGUUGCUCUGUGUACGUUGCCACGGAGAAGAGUCACACACACACCCACGUCUUAUCUAAAUACGAAGGACGUUACAUUACUUGCUUUAUCUCAAGAAACUUCACCGCAAUCUGCAAGCUCAGAAAACGGUCUAAGGGAGGAACAACGCCCUAAAAUGUAGGCCAAGCCAGGCUGUGUCAUGUCCACGGGUGGUGAUGACGCUGUCAGGUCAGGGCCCUGCUGUCACACACUUAAUCCUCUUCAUCACCUCUCACAAGCAGAGGAGCAUCAGAGGGGGUUCUCCACAUCGGAUCAGGAUGGAUAGUAAUAUUUGUCUGAUCUCCAAUGUGCGCAUCCUGUCAAGAGAGAGAAAUGGCACCAUGCCCGUGGGACCUUCUACAAACCCCACCAAUGAAGAGCAUCUCCGUGUACUGACCAAGUGAGACGGAGAGAGGAAUAUCUCUUAGGAGGACCCCGCUGUGACUCCCUCAGGCUGGCAAUGAAUCGCUACACACAGCUGAAGCAGCUGGGGGACGGCACCUAUGGCAGCGUGCUCAUGGGGAAAAGCAACGAGUCAGGAGAACUGGUAGCCAUUAAGAGGAUGAAAAGGAAGUUUUAUUCAUGGGAAGAAUGCAUGAACCUUCGAGAAGUAAAGUCGCUGAAGAAGCUAAACCACGCCAACGUAGUGAAGUUAAAGGAGGUCAUCCGAGAGAACGACCAUCUCUACUUUGUCUUUGAAUACAUGAAAGAAAAUCUGUAUCAGCUCAUGAAGGACAGGGAAAAUAAGAUGUUCAGUGAGAAUGAAAUUAGGAACAUCAUGUUCCAGGUUCUAUCUGGUUUGGCGUUUGUGCACAAGCAUGGGUUCUUCCACCGGGACAUGAAACCCGAGAACUUGCUCUGCAUGGGCCCUGAGCUAGUCAAGAUAGCUGACUUUGGAUUGGCCAGGGAGAUCCGGUCCCGCCCUCCUUACACCGACUACGUGUCUACAAGAUGGUACCGUGCCCCAGAGGUGCUGCUGCGGUCAUCCAUCUACAGCUCCCCGAUAGACAUGUGGGCCGUGGGCUGCAUCAUGGCCGAGCUCUACACCCUCAGGCCCCUGUUCCCCGGCAACAGCGAGGUGGAUGAGAUCUUCAAGAUAUGCCAGGUUCUGGGGACGGUCAAGAAGUGUGACUGGCCAGAGGGCCACCAGCUGGCCUCGGCCAUGAACUUCCGGUUCCCCCAGUGUGUGCCGACCCACCUGAAGACCCUCAUCCCCAACGCCAGCACGGAGGCCAUCUCCCUGAUGAAGGACCUGCUCAUGUGGGACCCCAAGAAGAGGCCCACCGCUUUGCAGGCCCUGCGGUACCCAUACUUCAAGGUGGGCCAGGUGUUAGGGCCUCGGCCUGGGAGUGAGUUACGCAAGGCCACCUUAAGGACUCAAUCCUCAGCCUCCUCUGAGCCCAAAGCUGAGCUGCCCUCCUCUUCAGCGGACUCCUCGGCCCAAAUGUCCCAAAGCCACCACCCCAAAGCGUCCAGCAGACACCACCAGGCCACCCAACAGCCCCUUCAGCAGACCUCCAAGCCCCAGACAGACCACCAGACUGGGCAGACAUCUCCGUGUGGCCCAGACGAUAGCCCUAAAACGACGCCGGCUGCCGUGGCGACGACUGGGUCUGGUAGUGAGAACAGCGCGACGGUGGGGCUGAAGAGCAGCCGCAGGCGCUGGGGCCAGACAGUAGUGAAGGCCUCAGACAGCUGGGAGGAGUCUGAACCUUCCGGAAACUCCGUGUCCCACUCCAAGAAACCCAGCCUGGGACCGGGGGAUGAAAAGGGCACUAAGGACUAUAGUAACACACAACCCAAAGUGCAAAAACCGAUAUACUCAUUUAGCACUGUUACUAAAUUACCAAGCCAUAUAAAGGUUGGCCAAAAGGAUUCCAGUCUCCCAGGUUCCUCAGCAAGACAACAUUACCUGAGCCAGUCAAGAUAUCUGCCAGGGUUAAUUGGCAAGAAUUCAGUAGACAAGGAAUCCAGUGGGCUGACACUCAGAGAUCUGUGGGAUAACUCAGCCAAUGUAAACAAAGUCCUCUGCCCCAUUGGUGCUGGCUUAUCCAUUAACCGAGGCCAUGCAGCUGAGGGAGCAGAUGAUAAUGUUACUGAUAACCCUUCUGAUAAAACUACGGACAAAUCUGUUCUAAAAGAAAGAUUACCCGAUUCAGCUAAAGGAAACUUCGUCAGUACCAAGUACAAUCUCUCUGGGGGUUAUAUUCCCUCAGUUCAAAAGAAAGAAGUUGGAUCCGUGGGUCAAAGGAUUCAGCUUGCUGCUCUUGCUGGCCAGAACACAACUGAUCAUUAUACUCUUGAUACCAAAAAUAUGAAACCAAAACCGUUAAAGACAAAAUCCUCCAGCACACCCAUGUGUGAAAACACUGAAGAUUACGAGGGCUGGAAGAGGAGGGGCGACAGGGCCCAGAUGAAAGGCCAGAGCUACUCCGCCCUGGGGAAAACCUCUGGCAACCUCCUGACUAGAGGUCCCCCUGCACAGCCGAUCCAUGGGAGGGUAGACUGGGCCUCAAAGUAUGGAGGCAAUCGGUAGCUCACCAGGAGAUGCUAUCAACCCAACUGUCAGUUCUGGCCAGUCUGAAGUGCACAGAGAAGAAAACCUGUUUGUAGCUAUACUAUCCUCAGAGCAUAUCCUUCUGAGGGGCCUCCAGUAAAUUAUUAAAAGUAACACUUAUAAAGGCCAAUUGAGGAUGUCUGUACAUUGAUAGGCUUUCUUUACAUGUUGAUCAUGUUAUACCGGCAUUAUUUGGGUAAUGUAUGAAGACCUGGAGGACAAGUCCCUGUAACUUUUCCAGAACACCACCCAGAGACAUCUACGUAUGGUCAUUUCGGAUCGACAGGCUGAACAGAGUGCUCUACGUCAAAAAACAAUAAUGUGCUGACGCUUGAUGGAUAAGCUGGGCUGAUUGUACUUAAAAGUGACAGUCCUCACCUUCACGAAAAUCGCUUUUAUGUUAAGUUUAGGCCCGCUAACAGUGGAUUUUGUAUUCUCCAUUUUUAUAAUGUAGUUAUGUAUUUGGUUUCUAUUAGUUUUAAGCCUUUUGUUUGCAUUAAUCAACGCAAAGGAAAUUCAAUUAAUUAUUCCUAAAAUUGUUAUUUCACAGGCUUAACACUCUCUUGAAUAAUGUAAGUGAUGUUACCAGUGGCUAAAGAAGCAUUGACUUUAUAUUAUGCAUGAUAGCAAUACACUGGUAGGAUGUGUCUAAUUAA